Capronia epimyces CBS 606.96 is the source of this 2331-nucleotide messenger RNA. RefSeq lists its product as uncharacterized. NCBI's taxonomy places the organism in Eukaryota, Fungi, Ascomycota, Eurotiomycetes, Chaetothyriales, Herpotrichiellaceae. The transcript has a single exon. Gene Ontology annotation, molecular function: N,N-dimethylaniline monooxygenase activity; NADP binding; flavin adenine dinucleotide binding. The coding region runs from base 1 to 2331 and encodes 776 amino acids. The record is from RefSeq and is a predicted model, not a curated record.
AUGUCUUUCGGUACCAGUGGGGCAUCACAGCUGAACAAAGUAGGCGAGGUGAAUGGUGCUGGCCUGGCGGGCAGUAAUGCCAAUGCCAAUGCCGUCUUGCCACCCGGGGAACAGGAGGCCGUCACAGUCCCAGACUCGAGCAUUUUCUCCAAUGGACAUGGACAUGUCGCCUUGAACGAGGACGGGAACGGAAACGAGAACGACCAUAUUAACAGGCGGGUGGGAGUGGAGGUCAGUGGCAGCAGUAACACACACACCAACACCAACAGCAAGAACGAUACCAAUACCGAUGGUCAUGGUCAUGGUAAUAGUAAUGGAGGAGACCAUCCACCCUUAGAAAACCUCGUGGCCGAAGCCAUCAGCACCGCCUCUCUCAACGCGUUGAGACUCGCGCUCUACCAGGCCACAGGCGACCCGGAACUGGGCAGGAUGAAGGUGUCCAAGCAAGCCAUCCGUGGCGGUGCUAUGCAGGAUUAUGUGUUGUCUGAAGAAGAUUCGGAGACGGUGAGGGCCAAAGCCCGAGACUUCUUGCUGCAUGGCGACGGCGGGAAGCAGGCACCACCGCCACCACCGUCAAAAGAGCAAGCCGAGAAGCUGAUGGAGACAUUCACCGGACAUGCCUUGAACCAGGCGGAGAAAGAUCUCGGGUACGAAGAGCUGGCCUUCACCGACUUCCCGCGCGAACUGCACUGGGACGAGGGCAAACGGCCGUCAGCAGAGACGCUGAGCAAGUACCGGGUGGCCAUCAUCGGGGCGGGCAUCUGUGGCAUCUCGGCCGCGAUCCACCUGCAGAGACUGGGGAUCCCUUAUAUCGGGAUCGAGCGCCAGGCCGGUUUCGGCGGCACCUGGCUCCUAAACACGUACCCGCAGGCCCGGGUCGACACGCUGGGCUUUCUGUUCCAGUACAAGUUCAUGCGAGGCUACCGAUGGGACGAGAAUUUCCCGUCCGGGCCCGCCCUGCUCUCAUAUCUCCAGAAGACGGCGGCCGACUACCGGCUGAAGGAGCAGUUUGUGUUUGGUCGACAAGUGAUCGGCGCCACCUGGGACGAGGCUACGGGGACCUGGGUGCUCGAGCUGGAGAAGGUGCAACAGCAGCAACAGCAGCAGGAGCAGGAUGGAAGUGUGGUCGAGCAAGUCCGAGUCAACGCCAUCAUCAGCGCAUCAGGGCUCUUCAACCAGCCGUGCCUGCCAGACAUCCCCGGCAUCGACGAGUUCCAGGGCCAGAUAUGCCACACCACGACCUGGGACGACUCGUACCACUGGCGAGGGAAGAAGGUGGCGCUGAUCGGCAACGGGUCGAGCGGCGCACAGUUGAUGCCGGAGCUGGCGCGCGGAGCGGCCCAGCUGACGGUAUACCAACGCACGCCGCAGUGGAUGGCCGGGUUCGACGGCUACCGCGACCGCAUCCCCGAGUCGACGCACUGGCUGAUGGACCGGCUGCCCUUCUACCGCGAGUGGUUCGGCUACACGUGCUUCAUGCGCGGCAUGCAGCUGCCGCCGCUGCAGGUGUACGACCGCGACUGGCAGGCCCGGGGCGGCCUGGUCAACGAACGCAACGACCGGAUGCGCCGCGGCCUGGUCGAGUAUAUCCGCACCAAGGUAAAGGGCGACGCCGACCUCGUGCGCAAGCUCACACCGGACUAUGCCCCGUUGGUGAGACGGCUGGUGGUCGACAACGGCUUCUACGACGCUCUCUUGCGGCCCAACGUCGAGUUGGAGACCAACCCGAUCGUGACCUUUACCCGCGACGGCAUCACCACCGUCACCACCGCCGUCACCACCGCCGCCAACGAGACCAGGCCCACAGCCACGCCCACAAUGACUCCAACAACCACAACUACCCGCACCCGCAACUUCGACCUAGUCGUGCUCGCCUGUGGCUUCAAACCCACCGAGUAUCUAUGGCCGAUCCAGUUCCGCGGCCGUGCCGGCGUCACCCUCGACCAGACCUGGGCCAAGGACGGCGCGCGCUCAUACCUGGGCCUAGUCAUGCCCGGCUACCCCAACCUCUGGUGUCUGUACGGGCCGAACCACCAGCCCAGAGGCGGGCCGAGCAUUCACUCGUUCGCCGAGAUCUGGGGCCGCUACGCCCUGUCCUCCAUCAAGUAUAUGCUGCAGAACGACAUCCGCUCGUUGGCCGUCAAGCAGCACGUCUACGACGAGUAUAACGCCCGUCUCGACGCGGCCAUGGCCAACAUCAUCUGGGAGGCCGAGGGGAGGGGGUACUUUGUUAAUCGGUUCGGCCGCCAGGCUGUCAAUAUGCCGUGGACGAGUGACCAGUAUUACGACAUGGUCAAGGAGGUCAACUUUGCCGAUUUCGACGCCCGAUAG